This is a messenger RNA of Symbiodinium pilosum, 430 nucleotides long. The record is from the annotation of a GenBank genome assembly. NCBI's taxonomy places the organism in Eukaryota, Dinophyceae, Suessiales, Symbiodiniaceae.
GAGCCUGCCGAAGAGUUGGGAGAGUUGCCUCAGGUUCCAUUGCCUUUGCUCAGCAGUAGUGCGGCAGAACGUGAACGCCCUCCUGAUGCGUUGCUGGCGCCGUUGCAGCUGCGGGCAUCUGACGUCGGAAAGCCCACCUACAGCGGUGGUGGCCCAAGCCAAGAAGCCGAGGUAGAGCCCAACUCACCGGGCCCAGGGAGCCGUGCCUCAGGCGGCAUCGAGCCCCAGCCGGCGAGUCUGCCACAGAUCACCCAAGGUGGCCCUGUCACGGAACAGAAGCCUGCAAGCGCACCUGCAGAAGAAAGUAUUGUCCAGCCCUGUGCAGACCCGGUGGAAGAGAAGCCUGCGCAAAGCCCGCAGGGCGAUCUCCUCCACGGGAACCCUGAUAACUUGCCGACCCACCUGGAAGGUCCAGCCGAGGUUGCUGCCA